AUGAUCACUUUGGCUAUUCUUUCGCUUGUAACUUACCUCGCACAUCGUUGCUGGACCCAUUUUCGGACACAGUUUGCCUUUCUUCAACGCAUCAAGGCUUAUCAAGCAUUGACACCUUUUUCCAACACGCCUCAAGUACUCGAUCCAGUAUGGACACCCUUGCAAUAUGGCUCCAUUCCACCAUGGCUCAAUGGCGUCAUGUAUCGCGUUGGUCCUGGUCGCUAUAAUCUGGGUAGUGAUGAUAACAGCUACAUGAUCAAACACGCAUUUGAUGGGAUGCCGUUCAUGCACCGCUUUGAAUUAUCGGCAAAACAACAAGCUGUGAGGUACAACUCGCGUCACCUUGCAGAGUCUGUGGAGCGAGAUCUCGUGCAAGGCCAUGGAAAGCAAAUGGCGUUCUUUGGACAUGUGCAAGAGCUCUCUUUAUGGGAUAUGAUGGGUGCAGUGGCUAGUCGAUUCAAGAUAGUUGUAAAUGGGCUUAAGAUACCGGAUAAUGAUGCAUCUGCAGCCAUGGUUGGGGUAACAGCAACACCCAAUUAUCCAAGACCCCUUGCAUGGACGACAAAGGAUCCUUUUCUUGUGGCCAAAACCGAUUUGAAUCUAUUACAACAGGUACAUCCUGAAAGCCUUGAACCAAAAAAGCUAUACAAGUAUGGGGAAUAUGAUUCUCGUAUCCAGGGUGAUCUUUCUGCAGCCCAUCAUCAAUACGAUCCCGUUACAGAAGAAGUCUUCAAUUUCAGUCUCAAGCUUGGUCCUGUACCCAAGCUCACUGUAUUCUCCAUAAGCAGCACGGGCCAAGUGAGCAUACUUGCCGAAAUUACACACCGCAAGUUGCCUGGCAACAGCAGCAAGAGCAGCAAUAGCCGAAUUCGACCAAGCUACAUCCAUUCAUUUUUCCUUACACGCAACUACAUCGUCAUUCCAGAGUAUCCAUUGUAUUAUGAAGGAUUGGAUUUUCUAAUCACUGGCAAUGCUAUGGCGAGUAUGCGAUGGGACGACCAUGCACCCACCACUUACUUUCACGUGAUUGGUCGACGACCUGAUAUUGGCCAUGUGGUGUCUAUACCAACGAACGGGUUUUAUAGCUUCCAUGGUGCCAAUGCGUGGGAUAGUGUUGAUAUGGAUGGCAACCCAGUGAUCGAAUUGGACGUGUGUGCGUUUCCAGAUGGGGAUAUUUUAUAUCAGCUGCAUACUUUUGGCACAUUUUGGCGUAGCAUGGAUGCGACAACAAUGAUGGCAACAGCCGUUUUAAAGGACAAGCCCAAAGGAAUGACGUUGCCACCUAAACGCCAAGACUCAUUUGGUGAUUUGAGGAGGUAUCGCGUAACAUGGUCUGGAGCAAGCUACCGUACGCUGGCAACGAAUAUUGAAUUUGCUCGCUUCUCUCAACAUUACGCGCUCAAGCCGUAUCGCUAUGUAUGGGGAUGCCAAUUCAAAAAACCAUUGAAUGGUGAAUACGAACGCUAUGCAGUGGUCAAAGUUGAUCUCGAUACAGGUGCCAUUACGCAGCAUGAUUCAACUCAUAUGACCUUUUCCGAGCCUAUCUUUGUACCCAAGCCAGGAAGUGAGGAACAAGAAGAUGAGGGUGUAGUGGUUUGUUUGGGCACCAGCGAUGAGGGUAGUUACCUGGUAUUAUUGGAUGCCAAGACCAUGGAGAAAGUAGCACAAUCACACCUUGGCCCCUUUUCCAUUUCAACUUUUCAUGGAUCCUUUGUGGAUGAGGAAUUCCAAAAUGUUUCCAUCAAUUGA
Messenger RNA from Lichtheimia ornata, 1749 nucleotides. RefSeq lists its product as uncharacterized. Gene Ontology annotation, biological process: carotene catabolic process. Gene Ontology annotation, molecular function: carotenoid dioxygenase activity. The record is from RefSeq and is a predicted model, not a curated record. Bases 1 to 1749 code for a protein of 582 amino acids. The transcript is spliced from 3 exons. Lineage: Eukaryota; Fungi; Mucoromycota; Mucoromycetes; Mucorales; Lichtheimiaceae.